AUGGAAGCCCCUGAAUACCUUGAUUUGGAUGAAAUUGACUUCAGCGAUGACAUCUCUUAUUCAGUCACAUCACUCAAGACCAUCCCGGAGCUGUGCCGAAGAUGUGAUUCGCAAAGUGAAGACAGACCAGUUUCUAGCUCCAGCUGGAAUUGUGGUGUCUCAACUCUUAUUACGAACGCGCAAAAGCCCACAGGAAUUGCUGAUGUGUACAGUAAGUUCCGUCCAGUGAAGCGAGUGUCCCCACUGAAACAUCAGCCAGAGACUUUGGAGAACAAUGAAAGUGAUGACCAGAAGAACCAGAAGGCAGAGUACCAGAAAGGGGGUGAUUCGGACCCAGCCCCCCAACCCGAGGAGCUCAGCCCCAGAGAUGGAGAGGGCAGCCCUCAAAGUAAGAGCACGGAACCCAGCACCUUGCUGGGUGAACUGGAGCACUACGACCUUGACAUGGAUGAGAUUCUGGAUGUGCCUUACAUUAAAUCCAGUCAACAACUUGCCUCUUUUACCAAGGUGACUUCGGAGAAAAGAAUUUUAGGUUUAUGCACAACCAUCAAUGGCCUUUCUGGCAAAGCCUGCUCUGCAGGUAGUGCUGAGAACUCGCCGUCCAACGUGACCCCGUUUUGUGUUCUUUCUCCCGUGAAAAGCCCUUACUUGAGAAAAGCACCCUCUGUCGUCCGUGACCAGCAAAAGCUCUCCACUGAGGAAUCCGAGACUUCGCCUCCUCUGGUUAAGUGUAGCUCUGCAUAUGAGUCUGAAAACCAGAGCAAAGACUUCCUAAACAAGACCUUUAGUGAUCCUCAGGGUCACAAAGUUGACAAGGCAACGCCAGACUGCCAGCUCAGGGCCUUCCAUCUGCAAUCCUCAGCCGCAGAACCCAAACUAGAUGAGCAGGUCAGUGGCGUGAACUGGACCGGCUCAAGGCAGAAGAGGAGUGAGUACCUGAAGAAAGUGAAAAGCAUUCUGAACAUCGUUAAAGAAGGGCAGAUAUCUCUGCUGCCGCACCUGGCUGCUGACAAUCUAGACAAAAUCCAUGACGAAAACGGAAACAAUCUCUUACACGUUGCCGCGUCACAGGGACACGCCGAAUGUCUGCAGCACCUCACUUCUUUGAUGGGAGAAGAUUGCCUCAAUGAGCGAAAUGCCGACAAGUUGACUCCUGCGGGCCUGGCCAUCAAGAAUGGUCAGUUAGAGUGUGUUCGCUGGAUGGUGAGUGAAACAGAAGCCAUUGCUGAAUUGAGUUGUUCUAAGGAUUUUCCAAGCCUUAUUCAUUAUGCAGGUUGCUUCGGCCAGGAGAAGAUUCUGCUGUGGCUUCUUCAGUUCAUGCAAGAACAGGGCAUCUCGCUGGAUGAAGUGGACCAGGAUGGGAACAGCGCCGUUCACGUGGCCUCGCAGCAUGGCUACCUCGGGUGCAUACAGACCCUGGUUGAAUAUGGAGCCAAUGUCACCAUGCAGAACCAUGCAGGGGAAAAGCCCUCCCAGAGCGCCGAGCGCCACGGACACACCCUGUGCUCCCGGUACCUGGUGGUGGUGGAGACCUGCAUGUCGCUGGCUUCCCAGGUGGUGAAGCUCACCAAACAGCUGAAGGAGCAGACAAUGCAACGUGUCACACUGCAGAACCAGCUCCAACACCUUCUAGAAGCCCAGAAAUCAGAGGCCAGAUCACUCCUUUCUUCACCCAGUUCACCAUCUUCCCCAGCUUCCAGAAAGUCCCAGUGGAAAUCCCCAGAUACCGAUGAUGAGUCUCUAGCCAAAAGCAAACCAGGAGUCCAGGAGAUUCAGGUUCUUGGAAGCCUGUCUGUAUCCAGCCGGGCUAGGGCCAAAGCAAAAGAUGAAGAUUCUGAUAAAAUCCUCCGCCAGUUAUUAGGAAAAGAUAUCUCAGAAAACGUCUGCACGCAGGAAAAGCUGUCCUUGGAAUUCCAGGAUGCCCAGGCGUCUUCAAGAAACUCAAAAAAGAUCCCUCUGGAGAAGAGGGAACUGAAGUUAGCCAGGCUGAAGCAGCUGAUGCAGCGGUCAAUGAGUGAGUCGGACACAGACUCCAACAACUCUGAGGACCCCAAGGGCACACCCGUGAGAAAGGCUGACAGGCCCAGACCUCAGCCCAUCGUGGAAAGCGUGGAGAGUGUGGACAGUGCCGAAAGCUUACACUUGAUGAUAAAGAAACACACAUUGGCAUCAGGACGCAGGUUUCCCUUUGGUAUCAAGGCCUCCAAAUCUCUGGAUGGCCAUAGCCCAUCUCCCACCUCAGAGAGCAGCGAGCCAGACCUGGAAUCCCAGUGUCCAGGCUCAGGAACUACUCCCCCAAACCAGCCCCCUGCAGAACCCCCUCAGCCCAGCCCCGACAGCACAGCCGCCCAGAAAGUGGCCACGAGUCCUAAGAGUGCCCUCAAGUCCCCAUCCUCCAAGCGCCGGACAUCUCAGAACUUGAAACUCAGAGUUACCUUUGAGGAGCCCGUGGUGCAGAUGGAGCAAAGUGGCCUUGAACAGAACGGCGAAAAGGACAGAGAUAAGGGCAGGCUCCCACGGACCUCUGCGGGGAACGAAUCAGGGGAUCAACUGAAAAGGCCUUUUGGAACCUUCCGAUCCAUCAUGGAGACGUUGAGUGGCAACCAAAACAAUAAUAAUAACUAUCAGGCAUCCAACCAGCUAAAGACGUCCACGCUGCCCUUAACACUUGGACGGAAGACCACAGACAGUAAAGGAAACCCCGGGAGCUCUGCUGGCAAAGGGAAGAAUAAGGC
Messenger RNA from Sus scrofa (pig), 2735 nucleotides. RefSeq names its product synuclein alpha interacting protein (gene SNCAIP). The record is from RefSeq and is marked provisional. NCBI's taxonomy places the organism in Eukaryota, Metazoa, Chordata, Mammalia, Artiodactyla, Suidae. Gene Ontology annotation, molecular function: ubiquitin protein ligase binding.